UGAAGCAUUUUCAUGGUUUAUCUUCAUCUGGGCAACCUAAAAAUACCAAAACGCUGGACUUGUCAUUUUACGAGAGGUAUGGAUUAUGUCAAGAUAAGAAGACACCAUUUCUACACAACGCUAAGAAUGAUUAAAAUGAGAGAAAUCGGCAUUAAUAUUGCUAGCCAGUCUUUCUUAAACUCGAAAUAUUACAGACACUUUCAAUUCUAUAAAAAAAUAAAUCAAACUCAACAUUUUUUAGAUGAGCACGGCGCCAUCUUUAACCUAGAAUUCUCACCAAGUGGCAACGUCUUGCUAGCCGCUGGUGAAGAAGCCAGUAUAGUUUUCGUGGACCCGAAGACAAAAAAGCACAUAAAUAUUAUAUCUUUCGCACAUAACGAUAGCGUAAAGUGCAUUUGCUUUUGCGAUGAGAGGAUAUUUGCGAGCGGAUCAGACGAUUGUAAUCUCGCCUUGUGGGACAUGCGAAUGUUAGAUAAUUGUAUAACAACGUUUAGCGGCCACACAGACUCGGUGAGAAGCUUGGUUUAUGAUGAGAAUUCCGGUUACCUUGUAAGUGCUGCUUUUGACGGCACUGUACGCACAUGGGAUACAAACAGUUUGAAUGAGGAUUCAAAAAUUGUAUAUGAAGGUGAUUUGAGUAGUUUAUAUUGUGCUGGUGUGAGCCCCGAUGGUAAUACAAUGGUGAUAACGUGUGGUUUCAUCGGUGUGAUCCGCAAUCUUGAUUUAAGAGCCAUAGAAAACAUUCAACUUUAUGACAAGCCAAUGACAGAAUGUAUUGAGGGUGUUGUUGAUGAUAGACUAAAUUUCUUUGAGGUUUUUUAUCCAGAUUAUGAUUAUCCAAUGAAUCCCAUGCAUGUUGUUUCGAUGCAAUUUCAUCCACAUGGUAAAUGCUUUGCCUGUCAAUUUAUCGCUAAGAACAGUCUCGAUUAUACAGCCAUCUAUGAUGUUCAAAGUUGUCAAGGUAGAGGAAAAAGAUUUAGUCACUACAUCCAGGAAUUUGAUUCGGCAGAAGGAUAUAUGGUACAACAAAGUUUUAGUGCUGAUGGUCGGAUACUAGCUUCACCUUAUGCACAAUGUGUAAGGCUUCUUGCUUUCAAUUCUACUUGUUCGAUGUGGAUGAAAGAAUCCCAUCCAAAAACCCUUCAAGAAGUAAAAAUAGUGUUUGGCCAUUCACAUCAUGUAGUUUGCUGCAAAUUUUCACCUUCUGAAUUGUUGCUUGCUAGUGGUUGUCUUGGAGGAGACAUCUUGUUUCAUGAACCGAAAUUGUGAUUGAACAUGUGUGCCCCCAAAAAUUAAUUGAAAAAUAAUCGUACCAAUGAAUAUAGUAAUUUCCACUAGGAAAAGCUGUUAAGAUAGAAAAAAAUAUGAACGGAAAAAGUUACCUUACUAGUUUACUUAAUUUAAAUAAAUAUAAGAUACACGUCUCUUGCAACAUUAAUUCACGUUAAAUUUAUUCAAUUCUGGCGACGACAUGGCGAUUUCAUUCUUCAGUUGUUCGUCUUAGCGCAACUCAUUAACCAUUCCUCAACUUGUCGUUGUCAAUAAUGUAUUAACAUUUGGAUUCUGCUCUGAAAAAUUAACCUAAAAAUAUUAUAAGAUUACUACUUGACCAUCAAAACCCCCAUGGGGGACCAUUGCCCGAGGGUCAGUUUCACCAAGCCUGGUUAGAAGGUUACUACUUGCCCAUGUAAACCCCUAGGGGCCAGUUUACCGAGGGUUGGUUGCACUAAGAUUGGUUAGAAGGUUACUACUAGUCCAUGUUGGCUUUAUUCAUUAAAAUGUAUAUUUUCCUUAA
Molecule: messenger RNA, 1795 nt
Organism: Xenia sp. Carnegie-2017
Lineage: Eukaryota; Metazoa; Cnidaria; Anthozoa; Malacalcyonacea; Xeniidae
Product: DDB1- and CUL4-associated factor 10 homolog
Exons: 3
Coding region: 13-1269 (418 amino acids)
Cellular component (GO): Cul4-RING E3 ubiquitin ligase complex
Molecular function (GO): protein binding
Source: RefSeq, a predicted model, not a curated record